Molecule: messenger RNA, 2832 nt
Organism: Xyrauchen texanus (razorback sucker)
Lineage: Eukaryota; Metazoa; Chordata; Actinopteri; Cypriniformes; Catostomidae
Product: serine/arginine-rich splicing factor 9-like
Exons: 5
Coding region: 282-1019 (245 amino acids)
Cellular component (GO): nucleus; cytoplasm; ribonucleoprotein complex
Molecular function (GO): mRNA binding
Source: RefSeq, a predicted model, not a curated record
UGUCACUUCCGGUUCCGGGGAGGGGAAACGCGUCUGCUUGUUUAUCCUCGUUUUUUUUUUUUUAAACGAGCUAAAGAAUUUAGAGUUUUCAGACCUGGAGAGGUUCCUAUGAGGAGUUAUUUGAACUCGACAUGUACUGCUACCACCAGAGUUUAGUGUUUUAAAUAGGGGAUUUUAAAAGGACAGACUAGAGUUUGGAUGUUCUGAACGUCGUUGUCGUGGAAACGCUAUUUCUUCGAAGGCUGCAGGUCCAUUGGGUUUGUGUUAGCAGGGUUUAAGCCAUGUCGGACGGACGGAUUUACGUGGGAAACCUUCCCAUGGACGUCCAGGAGAGAGACAUUGAGGAUCUCUUCUGCAAAUAUGGAAAAAUUCGGGAUAUUGAGCUGAAGAACAACCGAGGGACCAUCCCGUUUGCCUUUGUGCGCUUUGAGGAUCCACGGGAUGCGGAGGAUGCUGUCUUUAGAAGGAAUGGAUAUGGAUUUGGAAACAGUAAGCUGCGUGUGGAAUACCCUCGAUCUUCUGGAUCCAAAUUCAGUGGACCUUCAGGAGGCGGAGGAGGAGGAGGACCCAGGGGGAGGUUUGGACCCCCGUCACGUAGAUCUGAGUAUCGUGUUAUUGUGACAGGUUUGCCCCCCAGUGGCAGCUGGCAGGACCUGAAAGAUCACAUGCGUGAGGCGGGCGACGUGUGUUUCGCUGAUGUGCAGCGUGAUGGCGAGGGCGUCGUUGAAUUCCUCAAACGCGAGGACAUGGAGUAUGCGCUACGCCGCCUGGACAGCACAGAGUUUAGAUCACACCAGGGUGAGACUUCAUACAUCAGAGUAAUGGGGGAUCGGAGCACCAGCUGGGGCCGCUCGCGUUCUCGGUCCAGGUCUCGUGGGCGCUACUCACCUCCCUUUCAGAGCAGAGGCUCACCCCCACCCAGUUACCGAUCUCCCCCGCGCCGCAUGAGACGGCAUAGCCCCCCGUCUCGUCGAGCCUCGCUCCAGCAUCAUAGCCCGCCGCCACGUCACUACCGGUGAACAGCAGAGCCACCACAGCUUCUUUCCUCGUCUAUCAUGCCCCUUUCUGUUUAUGAUUUCUUUUAUUUACAUUCCAUUGUUAUUAGAUCCCAAACAGCCACCUUCAACGUUCAGUUUUACCAAGAAAUACGAGUUUGUAAAAAUGAGUCGUGAGUGAUGCAUAUAUGCUUGCAGAACAGAUGUGAUGAGUUCACAAAUGGAAAAGCUUGUGUAAGUUUGUAAACCGCAACUUUAUGGGAUCUUUGUUGUAAUCAGGAAUUUUUUAGACAUCACGGUUUUAUGAUUUUAAUAGGCAGACACUUUUAAAUGUAUCUUUCUGGAUCAUGUGAUGACUGUAUGCUGAAUUUAUUUUAUUUUCAAUUAAAGCAUUGUGUCAAAUUUACUCCCCUAAAGUUACGUCAAGACUCAUUUUUACACAUCAGUGUGUUUGAGAAACAUUGCCGUGUUCCUCGGAACAUCGGCUGUUAUAACUUGGAAAACCUGGAAGUAUUAGCGAGUAUUGACGCUGACUAGUGCCCACAAGUCGCUAGUUUGAAUCCAGGGCGUGCUGAGUGACUCCAGCCAGGUCUCCUAAGCAACCAAAUUGUCCUACUCGCCCCGCUCCGAACGGGACUUUAACCAACGUCUCCGGCGUGGGAGGCGGGUGCUCUAACAAGGAGGCUAAAGGCUACAGCCUCUAGCGCACCUCUUGAGGUCAGGAGAGUGAGGUUUAUACACAUUGCACAGCUAUCUACCAGCUGGCUCCCAUUACACUCACCCCCCUAAUCCUCACUCCCAUCCGGGUCACGGCACCAUUGUAACCGGUCCUACUCGCCCCACUCUGAACGGGACUCGAACCAACGUCUCUGGCGUGGGAGGUGGGUGCUUUAACAAGGAGGCUAAAGGUUUAUACACUGCACAGCUAUCUACCAGCUGGCUCCUGUUACACUAGGGAGGGUAGAGUCACAUGGGGUAACCUCCUCUUGGUCGCUAUAAUGUGGUUCUCGCUCUCAAUGGGGCGUGUGGCGAGUCACAUGAUAAGAUGCGCGGAUUGACAGUCUCAGACGCGGAGGCAACUGAGACUCGUCCUCCACCACCCGGACUGAGGUGAGUAAUCGCACCACCACGAGGACCUACUAAAAUUGGGAGAAAUGGGGAUUCCAAAUAAACUGAUUUUCAGGCCUGGAAAAGUCAUGGAAAUUAAUAAAAUGUAUAUAAUUUAAGCAAGUGAUAUUCUUUACAUUUACUCUCUGAUACAUAGACUGUAAAAAAGAUGGACGACGCCCCUUCGCUCUUUUCCAUUGGUGAGAACUGAAGCCGCCAGUGUCCCGAUAUGGCGCUGACAUCUUGGGACUUGAGUCUCCGCAGUUGCGAUUUCAGGACCAGACCUGCGCAGUAGUGAGCAGGAAGUAAAGGCGCGAAAUCAAGGCCCCGCCCUCACUCUCGCUGAAUCAAUCGCAAGCACACGCCCCUGCACUUUUGACUUAUGACGGUGUGAAAUAAUUAAUUAUAGAAAUUAAGAUAUUAAAUUUCAAGCUCCAAUCUCCUCAGUCCUCCGAAGAUCCCGAAAAAAAGUCUGUUGGUGCUUCAGUGACUACUUCGCUCAGAGAUCCUGUCAAUCACAGCUGUCAAUCAUGAUGUCACAGCAGCGUUUUUAUAGCAUCAAAUAACUAAAAACAAACUUAUUUUGAAAACAAACACUUGAAAUGACAUCAACGUGAUAGAAACGACAGUAAAUGACAGAAACUAUCUUUGGAAAAAAGAUAUGUGAAGUGUAAUUUAAUUGUUUAGUUGGUCUCACGUCCCGUUGAAUAACAUGGGGAGGCGGGGCUUA